Benincasa hispida (wax gourd) is the source of this 1391-nucleotide messenger RNA. Its product is annotated as UDP-galactose/UDP-glucose transporter 2-like. Gene Ontology annotation, biological process: 3'-phosphoadenosine 5'-phosphosulfate transport; transmembrane transport. Gene Ontology annotation, molecular function: 3'-phosphoadenosine 5'-phosphosulfate transmembrane transporter activity. The record is from RefSeq and is a predicted model, not a curated record. Lineage: Eukaryota; Viridiplantae; Streptophyta; Magnoliopsida; Cucurbitales; Cucurbitaceae. Gene Ontology annotation, cellular component: Golgi membrane; endoplasmic reticulum membrane.
CGCGCCUACGUUUCUUCUAUAAAAUCCAUUCUUCAACUAAUUUUCUCUCUCUAACAUGCAAGUUCCUUCAAUGGGGGCCGAUUCAUGUUCUUGAUUCCUUCAAUUUCCAUUUUCAGAUUCUUAUACUUCUUUCUUUUGGCUUCCUUCAUUUGGGGAAGAAGAAGAAGAAGAAGAAGAAGAAGAAGAAGACGAUUCGACGAACAGAGAUUAUGAAGAACGAAGACCAAGUUCGGACUCUGUUUGGGAUUUCCCUUACUGAUAGGCCUAAAUGGCAUCAGUUCCUCAUUUGCUCUUCUGGAUUUUUCUUUGGCUACUUAGUCAAUGGAAUCUGUGAGGAAUAUGUAUAUAACAAGCUGCAAUUCAGUUAUGGAUGGUACUUCACAUUUGUUCAAGGAUUUGUGUAUCUGUUUCUGAUUUAUCUCCAAGGCUUCACUGCAAAGCAAAUGGUGAACCCUUGGAAGACUUAUGUCAAGCUUUCUGCUGUGUUGAUGGGUUCCCAUGGCCUUACCAAAGGCUCUUUGGCCUUUCUUAAUUAUCCUGCUCAGCUUAUGUUCAAAUCUACAAAGGUUUUGCCAGUGAUGAUAAUGGGUGCCUUCAUACCCGGCCUCAGGCGAAAAUAUCCAGCUCACGAAUACGUUUCUGCUGUACUUUUGGUUGUGGGUUUAAUCAUCUUCACUUUAGCAGAUGCACAAACAUCUCCAAACUUCAGUAUUCUCGGCGUGGUCAUGAUAUCGGGCGCACUAAUCAUGGACUCGUUUCUUGGUAAUCUGCAAGAAGCCAUAUUUACCAUGAAUCCUGAAACCACACAGAUGGAGAUGCUCUUUUGUUCGACUGUCGUCGGCUUGCCUUUCUUGAUCCCACCCAUGCUUUUGACGGGUGAAUUGUUUAAAGCAUGGACUUCAUGUUCUCAGCACAAGUACGUAUACGGUGUGUUAGUUUUUGAAGCUAUGGCGACCUACGUUGGCCAAGUCUCUGUUCUUUCACUCAUUGCCCUAUUUGGGGCAGCUACUACAGCCAUGAUAACAACCGCUAGAAAGGCAGUGACAUUAUUGCUAUCUUACUUGAUAUUCACGAAGCCAUUAAGUGAACAACAUGCGACGGGUCUGCUGCUCAUAGGCAUGGGGAUCACGCUGAAGCUUUUACCUGAUUACAAGCCCAAAAACAGAGCCGCUUCAAAUGCUAAGACUUCAAGACCACCUGCUAACAAGGACAAUGAAAUGGCUCAUCAAAUAGAAAUUGGAAAAGAUGAAGAAAGAAGGCCAUUGGUCUAAAUUAGGAUCUUUUUUAUUGUUAUUUCCCUUCCCCCCAAAUUUCAUGUUAUAAAUGUAAGAAGGAUGCACUCUCAACUAUACAAUUUCAAUAUAUUGCUUCUCCACAUGGGUUGGUUUUCA